AUGAAUGCAUCUCUCUUGGAGUUGCUCCUGCUGGUGUGUUGCUGCUGCUCCCUGGUUUUGCCAAAGGCCAGCAGCGACCAAAUCAGCAACCUCAACAAGCUCAUCAAACGUAAGCAAUCCAAGAACCCUCCUCUUCCGGAUUCAUGGGCUGAAUUGGGCAGCAGCAGUUUGUUCGUCGGCACCGAGAGGGUGGAGGAGAAGGAGAAGGUGUUCUCAACUUCAUGGGGGGAGGUGUUCCUGCAGGAAUCCCAACGUGGGUUGAAGGAGAGCGAUAAGAUCGAUAGGCUGCCUGGACAGCCACUGGGUGUUGAUUUUGAUCAGUAUGCUGGCUAUGUUACUGUGGAUCCAAAGGCUGGAAGAGCACUCUUCUAUUAUUUUGUGGAGUCCCCCCAUAAUGCUUCUGCAAAGCCUCUCAUCUUAUGGCUCAAUGGAGGGCCAGGAUGCUCAUCUUUUGGGUACGGAGCCAUGCAAGAACUGGGACCAUUCAGAGUCAACAGCAACGGACGGACGCUCUUCCGCAAUGAAUAUGCAUGGAACAACGUUGCAAAUGUCAUCUUCCUGGAAUCACCAGCCGGGGUCGGGUUCUCAUACUCAAACAGAUCCUCCGACUACAACACCGCUGGUGACAAGAGCACGGCUGAGGACUCGUACACUUUUCUAGUUAACUGGCUCGAGAGAUUCCCCCAAUACAAAGGUCGGGAUUUCUACAUAGCUGGGGAGAGCUAUGCCGGACAUUAUGCACCUCAGUUUGCUUACACAAUCCUCUCAUAUAAGAUGAACAAAAAUCACAGCAGCAUCAAUCUUAAGGGCGUUGCAGUAAGUUUAUCAGAAGAAUUCUUUUCCUCCUCCGAAGGUACUCUUCAAAACAUAAUUCUGCAGAUUGGGAAUCCAUGGGUAGAUGAUAGUCUCUGCACGGCAGGGAUGUAUGACUUCUUCUGGACGCAUGGAUUGGUCUCAGAUGAAACUAAUGCUGGAAUUCACAAAUACUGCGACUUCAAAACGGGAAAUAUUUCGAGUCAAUGCAGUGAAUACACGACUCUGGGGGAUUAUGAGAUGGGAAAUAUCGACAUUUACAACAUCUACGCCCCAGUGUGUACUACGGCAUCAUCGUCAAAACGUGCCACCGGUUCUGUCAACAAUUUGGACCCCUGCUCCGACAAUUAUGUCCAUGCGUACCUGAAUCAAACCCAGGUGCAAAAAGCACUCCAUGCAAAAGCUACGAAUUGGGAAGGUUGCAGUGGUGAUGUUGACGGUCGGGUUCCUAUAACAUCAUCCAAGUAUUCAAUAAAUGCCAUGAAACUCCCAGUCGAGCUAACCUGGCACCCGUGGUAUUCUAACUCUCAGGUUGGAGGGUAUUUCGUAGGGUACAAAGGAUUAUUAUUCAUCACGGUACGGGGAGCUGGGCACAUGGUACCAAGCAGUCAACCGCAGCGGGCACUAACACUGAUUUCGUCAUUUCUUCAAGGGAAGCCUCCUCCUGACUACACCACCUAA
Messenger RNA from Malania oleifera, 1494 nucleotides. RefSeq names its product serine carboxypeptidase 1-like. Lineage: Eukaryota; Viridiplantae; Streptophyta; Magnoliopsida; Santalales; Ximeniaceae. The transcript has 7 exons. Bases 1 to 1494 code for a protein of 497 amino acids. The record is from RefSeq and is a predicted model, not a curated record. Gene Ontology annotation, biological process: proteolysis. Gene Ontology annotation, cellular component: vacuole. Gene Ontology annotation, molecular function: serine-type carboxypeptidase activity.